CUUUCUUGUUUGCUAAGAUUUGUUACUGCCAGAGCGACCGUAGCUACCGCUGUCAACAUUAUUGCAGUAAACAUACGAUUUCGGAUAUAAAUACGGAGACAUGGGGAAAAAGCACAAGAAACAUAAACCGGAGUGGAGAACAGUUGACGACUAUGAGGACAAGGCUCUUGAGAAGCCCCUAAAGCUUGUACUCAAAGUCGGAGGAAGUGAAGUGACAGAGCUCUCCGGUUCGGGCCAUGACUCCAGCUACUAUGAUGACAGAUCAGACCACGAGCGAGAACGCCACAAAGAGAAGAAGAAGAAGAAGAAGAAAAAGUCAGAAAAGGAUAAAGACAAGUACGUGGAUGAUGAGGAGAGACGACGACGAAAGGAGGAAAAGAGGAAGAAGAGAGAGCGAGAGCAGAAUGAAUCAGAGGCAGCUGCAGCUGCGACUUCUGGCAGUGCAGGUGUGCCAGUUGAACCUUUCACAUUGUCAAAAAGUAUAAAUAUCGGAUUAGAGCCUGAAGAGAAGAAAAAAAAGAAAGAGAGGUUUGAAAUAGAGUCUGAAGUGGAGGAGUUUCACCCCAGUGUGAAGGUGGAAGUAGAGCAGCAAGGAGACAGACCGGUCAGAGCAUGCAGGACGCAACAAGAGAAUGAGUCUACUCCUCGUCAGCAAUUGCUGGAGCACUUCUUACGUCAGCUGCAGAGGAAAGAUCCCCAUGGAUUCUUCUCAUUUCCAGUAACAGAUGCGAUUGCUCCUGGUUACUCAGUGAUCAUCAAACAUCCUAUGGACUUCAGCACUAUGAAAGACAAGAUUAGAAACAAUGAGUACAACACAGUAACGGAAUUCAAGGCGGACUUUAAACUGAUGUGUGAUAAUGCAAUGGUGUACAACCGACCAGAAACUGUCUACUAUAAGGCUGCCAAGAAACUGCUCCAUACAGGAUUCAAGAUGAUGAGCAAGGAACGUCUUUUGGCUCUGAAGCGCAGCAUGUCUUUCAUGCAAGACAUGGAUUUCACCCAGCAGGCAGCCAUUUUGGGAGAUGAAGACCUUGUGGCUGAUGUAACUCCUCCAGAGAUAAUCCCCAUCCCAGUGGAAUCAGCAAAGAAGUCCAGAAAACAACCAGUCAAAGACAUGAAGGAAGUCAUCAGCUACCUGUAUGAACCAGAGGGAAAUGCUUGCAGCUUGACUGACAGUACAGCAGAGGAACAUGUUCUGGCCCUGGUCGAACACUCUGCAGAUGAAGCUCGGGAUCGCAUCAGCCGAUACAUGCCAAACUCCAAGAUGGGCUACUUGCGUAAAGAGUCAGAUGGUUCCCUUGUAUAUAAUGUUGUAAAUCAGGCUGAUCCUGAUGCUGAAGAAGAGGAGACACAUAAGGUGGACCUGAGUUCUCUCUCAAAUAAGCUUCUGCCUGGAUUAACAACCUUGGGUUUCAAAGACGACAGGAGACACAAAGUGACCUUCCUGAGCAGUGCCUACAACACCCAGAGCCUUCAGAAGAACACCGUCUUUCCAGACCUGCUGCCUGAUGAGGUGGACAUGCUUUAUUCAGCCUAUGGGGAAGACACAGGGGUACAGUGUGCUUUGAGUAUACAGGAUUUUGUCAAGGGCUGUGGAAGUGUCACCAAGCACUGGGUUGAUGGUCUUCUGGACAAGAUGACCGCAGGCGAUCACACGAAAGCUGUCAAUCAGAUCCGACAGAAAAGAAACAUGAUGCUCAAACCUGAUGAAACCAAAUCCAACAUUUGUGACAUACAGAUGGCAGAUAGCACUGGUUUGGGGGAGAGUGGCUCAGUCCUGGACUUUAUGUCAAUGAAGAACUAUCCUGAUAUGUCUCUGGAUAUUUCCAUGCUUAACUCUUUAGGUAAAACUGUGAAAAAAGAGCCUGGCAAUGAGGAGGGCCAGCAGCAUUUUGACGAUGCAGAUAAACUCCUGCAGGAGUUCCAGGAGGCUCAGGUUGACAGAGUUGGCUCCAGACCCUCGUCCAACUUGUCCUCCCUGUCUAAUGCCUCCGAAAGGGACCAACAUCACCUAGGGAGCCCAUCGCACCUGGGUGUUGGGGACCAGUCGGAAAUGGUUCACGAUCCCUACGAGUUCCUGCAAUCUCCGGAGCCAGAGAACACAGCCAGCAGCUGACCACACACACUGCCGUUUUGUUACCCUGGUGUUAACAGCACCGAGUUCCCUGUUGGACUAAACACUGUGGAGACAGCAGGAGUCUCUGACCUGUUUAAAAGACUGCAUAUGAUUGUACAGACUGUUUGUAGUGUAAUUGUAUGGUUUUGUACGAGUGCAACACAAAUAAAUACUUGCACCUG
Toxotes jaculatrix (banded archerfish) is the source of this 2298-nucleotide messenger RNA. It is a transcript of the gene brd9, whose product is annotated as bromodomain containing 9. Gene Ontology annotation, cellular component: nucleus. Gene Ontology annotation, biological process: regulation of transcription by RNA polymerase II. The transcript is spliced from 17 exons. The coding region runs from base 101 to 2116 and encodes 671 amino acids. NCBI's taxonomy places the organism in Eukaryota, Metazoa, Chordata, Actinopteri, Toxotidae. The record is from RefSeq and is a predicted model, not a curated record.